Molecule: messenger RNA, 1897 nt
Organism: Meriones unguiculatus (Mongolian gerbil)
Lineage: Eukaryota; Metazoa; Chordata; Mammalia; Rodentia; Muridae
Gene: Cldnd1
Product: claudin domain containing 1
Exons: 6
Coding region: 245-1006 (253 amino acids)
Cellular component (GO): membrane
Source: RefSeq, a predicted model, not a curated record
AAGGCCACUCGGCCCAGGGCCGCCUUGGCCCGGCCUGGGGUGGAGGCGGAGGCGGAGGCGCGGGAGUUAUGGAGGGGGCGGGCUCUGCAGGGAAGUGCGUCAGAGGAGGCGCCGGGAGAGUAGGGUGCUGUGGUCGGAGCUGGAGGGCGAAGCCGGUGGAGUGAGAGGAUGGGCGUAUGCAGGUGAUAGACUAGAGAACAAGACUUCUGUCUCCGUAGCAUCUUGGAGCAGUCUGAAUGCCAGAAUGGAUAACCGUUUUGCUACAGCAUUUGUGAUUGCUUGUGUGCUUAGCCUCAUUUCCACCAUCUACAUGGCGGCCUCGAUAGGCACAGACUUCUGGUAUGAAUAUCGAAGUCCUGUUCAAGAAAAUUCAAGUGAUUCCAAUAAAAUCCUCUGGGACGACUUCCUUGGUGAUGAGGCAGAUGAAAAGACUUAUAAUGACGCACUAUUCCGAUACAAUGGCCGACUGGGACUGUGGAGACGGUGCAUCACCAUACCCAAAAGCACACAUUGGUACGCGCCACCAGAAAGGACAGAGACACUUGAUGUGGUUACUAAGUGCAUGAGUUUCUCACUAAAUGAACAGUUCAUGGAGAAAUAUGUUGAUCCUGGAAACCACAAUAGUGGAAUUGAUCUGCUUCGGACCUAUCUUUGGCGUUGCCAGUUCCUUUUACCUUUCGUUAGCUUGGGUUUGAUGUGCUUUGGGGCUUUAAUUGGACUUUGUGCCUGUAUCUGCCGCAGCCUAUAUCCCACCAUUGCCACGGGCAUUCUCCAUCUCCUUGCAGGUCUGUGUACGCUGGGCUCUGUGAGUUGUUAUGUUGCUGGCAUUGAGCUCCUACAUCAGAAACUAGGGCUGCCCGAGAAUGUGACUGGAGAAUUUGGAUGGUCCUUCUGUCUGGCCUGCGUCUCGGCUCCCUUACAGUUCAUGGCGUCUGCUCUCUUCAUCUGGGCUGCCCACACCAACCGGAAAGAGUACACCUUAAUGAAGGCCUACCGCGUGGCAUGAGUGGAGAACUGCCUGCUUGGCAAUUGCUGUUUUUUAAUUUUUUUUUUAAACUAUUGAGAUUUUUCCAUGUCUUUUUCUGAAUUGUCUUUGAUUUUUAUUUUUGCGGAUAUGCUAUUUUAUCCUAAAAGUCCCUCUUAUUUAAAUACAGUGCCACUAAAUACAUACUAAAUAGCAUUUAAAAUGUAUGUGGUUUACUUUGAGUGAUUUGGUCUUUUUACCAAAUUGGUCUAGAUUUGGAAUCCAGACAGAAAGAACUUUAGAGAUGUGACCCAAAUUUGUGAAAGAAUAACGGCAGUGGAAAAUUGACCCAGAACAGGGUCCUCUAACGUCUGGUAAAUUCAGUAGUGUAGUAACUGUGUGCUGAGCUAGAAACUAAUUUCUGUGUGCUAUCUGUUGACACUGUCAAAACUUCAUGUUUACUUUCUGUUGUUAAUACCAGUCAGCUAGCAGAACCAGUUUCCUAAAGAUGUGUGCACAUAAAAUUGGAAAAUUAUUUAGCAUCCUUGUCCCUAAACAUUGGUACACUGCUUCAUCUGAGGUGAAAUAUGGCAGCUGUUUAUACUGUGAUUGUCUACAAGAAAAAAAAAAAAGUGAAAAAUGAUGUUUACUUGAAAUUGUAGCUUUUAACUGCAAAUUUUCAAUUCAAUGAUAAAAGCUGAUUAAUCUUACUACAUUAUACUAUUUUUUUUUAAAAAACUGAAACUCAUUAGGAUUUUCAGCGCCACCAAACCAUUAUGAAUGUUUGCUGCUUCCCCCUCCACACACCAGGCUUAUUAAAAGAGCACUUUCUUCUUAAGAGAGCAUUAGAAGAACCACAGUCAGUUCCCAACUGCUUUGUUGUAGCUAAUUGGGAGGCCCUACCAAUAAUGACCCCCAGUGCUGGGGUACUGC